AGCGGGGUGACUCCUCCCAUGCACCUGAUAGGGAGUAUUUACAGCUCUUUACAGCUUACCCACUGCACUGUUUCCAAGAGCGCAGCGCCGCACCAUGACACUCCACUGGACCUAAACUUUAAGGAUUUCCGUCUUCACUCUCUAAACCUGCCGCUAUAUAUUCCGAGAGAGAGAGUGUGUGUGUGUGUGUGUGUGUGUGUGAGAGAGAGAGAGAGAGAGAGAGACAGAAAAAAGUUUGCCAAAAGUUGUCCACUACUUGUUCUUCCAAGAUGCCACGCUCGUUUCUGGUCAAGAAACACACAAACUUCGCAAAGAAGCCAAAUUACAGUGAGCUGGAGAGCCCGACAGUGUUCUUCACGCCGCACAUCUACAGGGCCCUUCCUCUGCCCGUCAUCCCGCAGCCGGAGAUCCUGAGCCCGGCGGCGUACAGCCCCAUCACAGUGUGGACUACCAGCAACUUGCCGCUGUCUCCGCUCCCCAGCGACCUCUCCCCCAUCUCUGGAUACCCCUCAUCGCUCUCCGACACCUCCUCUAAAGACCACAGCGGCUCUGAGAGCCCGAGGAGUGAUGAGGACGAGCAGAUGCUGCCCAAGCUGACAGACCCUCACGGGGUGGAGGCAGAGAAAUUCCAAUGUAGCUUGUGCAGCAAGUCCUACUCCACGUACUCUGGACUGCUCAAGCACAAACAGCUGCACUGCGACGCCCAAACGAGGAAAUCCUUCAGUUGUAAAUACUGCGAGAAGGAGUACGUGAGCCUGGGAGCUCUCAAAAUGCACAUCAGGACUCACACCUUGCCUUGUGUUUGCAAAAUAUGCGGGAAAGCUUUCUCCAGACCCUGGCUGCUCCAAGGACACAUCAGGACGCACACCGGAGAGAAGCCGUUCUCCUGCCCUCACUGCAACAGGGCGUUCGCAGACAGGUCCAACCUCAGGGCUCACCUACAGACCCACUCGGAUGUGAAAAAAUACCAAUGCAAGAACUGCUCCAAAACCUUCUCCAGGAUGUCUCUUCUGCACAAGCAUGAGGAAUCUGGGUGUUGUGUAGCACACUGACUGAACUGGGAUACUUUCUUUUUUUUUUUCUUCUUUUUUUUCCCCACCAUCAUCAGAGAAAGACAGAAAAUACAAACUGUUGCUUCUUUAUGUUUUCCGAGCCCGGGAGAGCUGUCAGUGAAUCACAUCGAUUGGGGUUGGGGGGGGAGUUUCUUUCUUUUUUUUUUCUGCUUCUUCUUCUUCUUCUUCUACAAGUGGUCGAGUUCAUUUCAGAGCUCUGUGUGCUCAUGUGCCUCUCGCCUCAAGCAGUGUUUUCUGUGAUUGCAAUCAGCGUCGAGCUUUGUCAUGCCAUGUACUCACCUACCUGUGCUAUUCAUGCACUUUUUCUGCAUGUCUAGAAUGUUGUUUUUCUUUUUUUUAAAUAUGACUUCACAAUGUUAUCCGCAGUGUUUUUGUACCGAUGUCUCUCAUUGGCUGUUAUGCAGUCCUCCACUUCCUUCUUUUUUUUUCUUUUUUUUGUUAUUACAGACGAUACCAAAAAAAAAAGGCGCAUUAUUAUGAAUGACAGUAUGAACAGAGGAAUGCUGAAGCCAUUGUUACUUAGGGAACAAGUGCAAACUUAGUUGUUUUUUUUUAGGGUGAAUUUACUUCAACUUUUUGCACAGUCAGUAGAAACAGUUUGCCAGCACUCAAAUAGCAAAACAGAUUUUUCUCUCAAGUGCCUCAGUUUUACUUGGCAAUAAUAUGUAUGUUCCCUGUUUUUUUUGUUUGUUUGUUUGUUUGUUUUUAUAUAUUUUUAUAUAUUGAAUGUAAGCGUGACUGAGAUGAUUGUAUAUCAGCAGUGAAAACUGUGAUGCUGAAUGAUUUUUGAUAUUUUUUUUCAUAUCCUCAUGACACUUUUGGAAAAUAAAGUUUCAUGACAUUUAUUUUUUCGUACACAUUU
Molecule: messenger RNA, 1935 nt
Organism: Acanthopagrus latus (yellowfin seabream)
Lineage: Eukaryota; Metazoa; Chordata; Actinopteri; Spariformes; Sparidae
Gene: snai2
Product: snail family zinc finger 2
Exons: 3
Coding region: 270-1052 (260 amino acids)
Biological process (GO): regulation of DNA-templated transcription
Molecular function (GO): DNA-binding transcription factor activity, RNA polymerase II-specific; RNA polymerase II cis-regulatory region sequence-specific DNA binding
Source: RefSeq, a predicted model, not a curated record